Salvia splendens (bonfire salvia) is the source of this 1473-nucleotide messenger RNA. Its product is annotated as trihelix transcription factor ASR3-like. The record is from RefSeq and is a predicted model, not a curated record. The transcript is spliced from 2 exons. The coding region runs from base 459 to 1346 and encodes 295 amino acids. Lineage: Eukaryota; Viridiplantae; Streptophyta; Magnoliopsida; Lamiales; Lamiaceae.
UUUUUAUACAAUGAUGAAGUAGAUUUGUGGAGGCAAGGAUAAUUAGUGCUAAUUAAAGCUGUUAAUUAUAGAAAGGGAAGGGGAAAAAAAUGAUUCUCCCUAUCAGAAUCUGUGUAGACAGUCGGUCAAAAUUUACAGUCUCUUUCCUUGGCCUUUUCUUAAUGGCAAACGGCAACGCUUUUCUCUCUCUAAAAUUUUCCAUGGCUGUGGUAGGGUGAAUGGGUUAGUCAUUACAUUAGCACUUUUGGAUUUGAAGCUUUUAACUUUCUAGAUUUUUGAUGAUUUUAUGAGAGAGAAGCUAUGAUGCAUUAAAAUCCCUAAAUCAGCGUUGAGCACAACGUGUUCGACGAAAAGAUUCAUUCAAUAACGAGCUCAAAAACUGAUUCAGCAAAUUAAACAACCCUUCCCUCUCUCUCUCUCUCUCUCUCUCUCUCUCUCUCUCUCUCUCUCUCUUGUGCAUGGAACUGACAAUAGAAAACCAAGGCGGCGGCGGCGGGGUGGAGAGAGACUACAGGAGGGGGAACUGGAGCCUCGAAGAAACGAUGAUCCUAAUCGAGGCGAAAAGAAUGGAUGACGAGCGGCGGAUGAAGCGGGUGGGAGAUGCCGCGAAGCCGGCCGAGCUGCGGUGGAAAUGGGUGGAGGACUACUGCUGGAGAAGGGGGUGCUUCCGCAGCCAGAAUCAGUGCAACGACAAGUGGGACAAUCUGAUGAGGGAUUUCAAGAAAAUCAGAGAAUUCGAGCGGAGAGAGAAGAAGAACAAGUCGUAUUGGGGAAUGGAGAGAAGUGAGAGGAAAGACAGCAAUUUGCCUUCGAAUAUGCUUCUGCAGAUUUAUGAAGCGCUCGUCGCGGUGGUGGAGAGGAAAGGCCAACCAACCGCCGUGAGUUCGAUUGGAUAUUUGGUUAGUGGUGUGGAGAAAUCUACUGGACAAUUUUUGCACUCAACGGUCCAUCCUAUCCUUCGCUCUCCGAUGAUUCCUCAAUCUCCGGCAGCUCAGCCAUUGCCCACACUAGAUUCCGGCUCGCCCUCAAAAAGAAGAAGGCGACUAGGCAGAGGCGAAGGCGAAGGAGGAGAAGGAACGAGCGGAGCUACCACGACGACGUUGCAAGAGGUAGGGUCUGAGAUAUCAAGAAGCGCUUCGAUCAUAGCUGAGGCAAUUCAAUCAUGUAAGAAUAGGGAGGAUGAAAGGCACAAAGAAAUGGUGAGUUUAUACAAAAGAAGGCUGCAGAUUGAGGAAUCAAAGGCUGAGAUCAAUCGACAAGGCAUCAAAGGUCUAAUCGACGCCAUUAACAAGCUGGCUAAUUCCGUGCUUGCUUUGGCAGCCAAUACAACCCAACCCUCCAAAUAAUCACUUCAUCAAUUGAUGAUUAAUUCUUAGAGUAAUUUAUAUGUGUAGUCAUUGCUAUAAAUAUUACCAUGUUUAUUUGGAAAUGUCUUGCGUAAUCUUAUCUCUUGUUCAAUUGAUUUUUCUCAAA